AUGGCAGCUGAAGCAACAACGGCGACAACAGCAUUCGACAAAGCAGGCAGUAGUAGUGAUUCGUCCCUGUCUACAAAGGAUAAAAGGUAAACCAUUCAUCAUUUAUGCAUGCUAAUUUGCUUUGUUUCUUUUUGUUUACCUCAUUAAAGUUGGUGUAACUGGUGGACGGGCACAUCCUUCGAUAUGUUACGUGCGUUGGAAAAACGUAUCCUUUCAUAUCUCAAAACGCCGUACCGUGGGAGCUUCGUUGACGUAGGACAUUGUGUUGGUGAAGCAGAUAAAGUAUGGACGCUUUCGCUGAACACAGAAUCCCCGAAUGUGCCGCUAGUGCUGGUGCAUGGACUUGGUGCCGGCGUUGCCCUUUGGGUGCUGAAUCUAGACGCACUUGCCAAGGAUCGACCAGUGUAUGCGAUCGAUGUGCUAGGGUUCGGUCGCAGUUCCCGGCCACGUUUUUCGUCCGAUCCGAUGGUGGUGGAGAAACAGCUGGUUAAAUCUAUAGAAGAAUGGAGACGUGAGAUGAACUUGAAGGAAAUUAUACUACUUGGCCACUCGAUGGGUGGCUUUAUUGCAGCCAGCUACGCACUCUCCUAUCCGGACCGGUUGCGUCAUCUCAUACUGGCGGAUCCGUGGGGUGUGCCGGAGAAGCCAAAAGAUUUCGAAAACAACGUACGCAUUCGUUUCUGGUUGAAACCAAUCUUUGCCGUCUCGAAGAUGCUGAAUCCACUCUGGCCGAUACGUUUCGCUGGACCGUACGGACCGUCGCUGGUGAACCGCUUCCGGCAGGAUAUUGUGAUGAAGUUCUCGCCCAUCAUUUCAGACGGAAUGGAUAUAUCAAACUACAUCCAUCAAUGCAACUCUCAGAACCCGACUGGUGAAGGUGCGUUCCAUACGAUGAUGCAAGAUUUUGCUUGGGCAAAAAAUCCGAUGCUCAAUCGAAUUGGUGAGAUAAAAAGUACCGUACCGAUCACCGUGCUGUACGGUUCCAAGUCCUGGCUGCUGAACACCAGCCCACCCGAUAUCGUAAAGCAGCUAGAGGAGAACAGUUCGGUGAAUGUAAAAAUUAUCGAAGGAUCCGGCCAUCACAUAUACGCCGAUGAUGCGGACGCCUUCAAUCAAAUGGUCAAUGAAGCCUGCCGCGCAGCGGACAAAGUGCAGAAGGCGGAAGAAUAA
Molecule: messenger RNA, 1170 nt
Organism: Anopheles marshallii
Lineage: Eukaryota; Metazoa; Arthropoda; Insecta; Diptera; Culicidae
Gene: puml
Product: (Lyso)-N-acylphosphatidylethanolamine lipase
Exons: 4
Coding region: 184-1170 (328 amino acids)
Cellular component (GO): lipid droplet
Source: RefSeq, a predicted model, not a curated record